Messenger RNA from Adelges cooleyi (spruce gall adelgid), 1882 nucleotides. RefSeq lists its product as uncharacterized. The transcript is spliced from 6 exons. The record is from RefSeq and is a predicted model, not a curated record. The coding region runs from base 370 to 720 and encodes 116 amino acids. NCBI's taxonomy places the organism in Eukaryota, Metazoa, Arthropoda, Insecta, Hemiptera, Adelgidae.
GCAGUUUGUACUAGGAUAAUAUUGAAUUUCGAAAUUAGAUCGUAGACCGUAGUCGGUGCUCAGUAGGUUAGUGACAAAGCCAUGGUUGUUGGGUUAGGUACCAGUCGUUAAUGUGUAUUUUGUUAAUUUGGGCUGUCCAGAUUACGUUGACCGUUAAAGUUAUUCCCCACUUCCCUACUUUCUUUUAUUCUUUUUACAAUUAGGUAUACACCCGUUAAUUUUUGUACACCUUUUUUCGUUACACUAUUGGUUUGACUAAAACAGUUUCCAAUUUUUUUUUUUAUAAAUCUUUUGUGGCAAAUCUAAAGUGAAUAGGUCCAAUCGAAUUUUGUUCAGUGAAUAACACAUAAUACAGCCAAAUCGAAAAAUAUGAGUCAACACAAUGAUAAGUUUAAAUCUAAAUUAAGAAGCUCCGAGUUUGUUAGACGCUCGCGCGAAGGUUUGACUUUACCACCAGAUUUCAACAGCCAUACUACAACACCGCCGCUGGUUUUUUGUUCGGACAAACCAAUGUACAGAGGACGAGGGCUAGUUAUACAACAAUUAUCAAUGCAGCCCCCAACCGAUUCGGAAAAUCUCCUAAAUAAUCCAAACCUUGAUUAUUCUAAUUCGUCCAUCGAAGAACAUUUCAAAAAUAUAAGAGAAGAAAAUGCAAAAAAAAAUGCAGAAGAAAACCAAAGAAAAUUUGGACAUCUCAUAACCAAAGGAUUUAAAAAGUGAUCAAAUGCUACCAUUAUUUGCCAGUUACCAGAUUGAAACCAAAACACGUUUUUUCAGUUAAUUAAUUUAAUUAAUUAGAUCAAUAGGAGUAACACAAACUUACCUCUACCCGAUCAACACACAGCUCCCUGUUUUUGAUGACUUAAUUUUUUUAUUUUUGUAGCAAUUUAUAAUAACCAAUCGUAUGGAAUAUUUUAAAGAACAAUAUUACUAUUGUAAUUUUUUUUUAUAUAUUUUUACCUUCUCCAGAUUCGCAUUAAAUCGUUUUGUUUUAUUUUUUGCACUGUUAUAAAACUUUACAAACUGGCAACAAAACAAAAAUAAAAAAAGGUAUUUUUUUUUAAUAACUGCUAAGAAAUUACAGUUAAUUUGCACAAACCUAAUUUUUUUUUUUUAUUUUAACAUGGCCCAAAAAUGCCAAAUCUAAACCGUCUAAGUCCCGAUCGGCGGGAAUAACGGACGUUAAAUGUAAGAGAGAGAGAGAAUUUUUUUUAAAUAUUUACAAUAAAAUAUGUACGCACAAACUAAUUGUAAUUUAAUUUCACUAGUUUUGGUUAGUUAAAAAAUUUGAUGUUUUUAGUUUAAGGUUCUUUAACCUCCAAGCAGUCGUGUCUUAAAAAAAUCUCAUUGGUGGUCGCGCCAAAGUGCUUACAUUAAAAAGUACCAAAAGUUAACGUCGCAUACACAAUUGCUUGGAGGUUAAUAUUUUCAGUCUUUUUUUUUUUUAAUUGUAUAAUUACAAACAAUUUUAUAUACAAAUUAAAAUUUGUGUUUAACUACUGUUUAUCAUCAUUAGUUAUUAUUAUUAUUUUUUUUUUGAAAUUGAAUUUUUAUAACGUUUAUGUUCGUCAUGUGUAAUGUAUUUUAAUAUAUACAUAGGUAUAAAAGAGCUGAUCUUUUACAUAUUAUUUUGUUAGAAACCUGCAAAUGUAAAAUUAAAAUAAAACUUAUUUAUUUCACGUUAGGUUGAACUACAAAAUCGAAUUGUCCGUUUCCAUAAUGUAUGUGCAGAACAAACCGUAAAUGUAAUUUUUUUUUAUUGACUGUUAUGAAUAAGCAUUUUUUCUUUUUUGUAAAUCAAGUCGUUAACAGUUUUAUAUAUCAGCUAUUUACACACAUCUAUUUAAUCAAAAGAUGAAUAAACAAUAUUUUAUUAUCUGUC